AUGCGCCCGCUCACGAAGGACGUACCAUCCACGCCUGUGUGGCGAGCACCGUCGCCAUCGCUCUCGUCCACUUCUUCACAGGAGGGCGCUCUGUGCAUGUCCCCCCUUCCGCGCCCUUUGUACCAUGGCGGCAUGUUGACUGGAUCCACGUCGUCGACCUCCUCCUCCGUGGCGGUCACGAGUACCGCCAUCCUCCACGACUUGCUCUUGACGUACUCGCUCCUCGAGGCUGAGCCUUUCGAGCUCCUUUCGCUUGAGCGCGUCGCUGAACUGCGCCAAGAGCAGCAUAGACUCACGGCCUCGCUCCAGGAUGUGCAAGAGCGCAUUUCCCUCGAAAAAAAGAUGCGCGGCGCCACGCAUCGACUUCAUACAUCGGGGCAGAACGCACCCUCUGCUCCGACGCUCGUACGUCGUGAGGAUGUGACGAUGGCCAUGGAGCGCACGGACGAGGUCAUGCAGCAGUACAUGCAAGUGUCGGAUGCCCUCUGCGACGUCCAGCGCCAGCUGCUGUCGCAUCAUAUUGCCGUGCUUCGUGACCAUAUCCAGUCUGAGCACCACGCGGCGUCGGAGAGCAGCUCGGUCCAUGCGUUUGUCACACCCAGGCGCACGACCUCGUCGACGAUGCCGCUGACCCCGCGGCGAUGCCGCGACCGACCGACCGCGUCCCCCACGGCGCGCAGCGCGAGGCUCGAUGCGCUGCUGAUGCAUGAACAGGACGCCUCUCCGAGUCCACAGCGGCGCAAUUUGCAGCGGCGCCUGAGCCAGCUGUGUGCGGAGCAUACCACGCUGCAAGACUGGUGGAUGGCCGAGAAGCCGACGCAUCGCGUACUACGCGACUAUAUCCGCGACAUGCAGCAGAUGCAAUCUUCGUUGAAAGAGCUGCAGCUCUCUGUAGCAGCGCCGGACGCCGAUCCUACGAAGGAUCCUGCGUGGGAGCCAUGUAUGCAGGAAGCGCAGCGGCUCCAGCGCCUGUUGCAAGAAGUGCAGUCUCGGCAUGAGGCGGACGCGACACCGGCGCAGGAGUCUGCCUCGCCGCGCGCGCGGGAGCGAGGCGUGAGCGCCGAGCCACAGCCGCGCACCGAGCUGCGUGGGCCUGCGCAGGACGGCGCGGGGCCGGCUACGGAGGAUCAGCUGCGUGCGUUGGAAGAGCGUCAUGCGCAGGCACUUCAAGACGCGCACGACCAGAUUCAAUCGCUCCAAGACGAGCGCCAAAAGGUGUGGGAGGAUGCCAAGGUGCGGAUUCGAUCUCUUCAAGACAAGCUCGACCAAGCCCUGCAAGCAGCCGAGGACCCCCCGUCCUCUCUGUCCGAGCGUCAGGAUGGGCUAGCGGCGGAGAAUUCCGCGCCGUCGCUCCGCGAGCGGGAGGCAAGUGAGCCGCCGCCUGCGAGCGCAUCGGCCUGGCCGGCGGAUGAUGUGCCGCGUGAUGCGUCGGACGCGGACCCAGAGAGGGACAUUGACAGGCGUCUCGCGGCCCUGCAGGCAGAGCACGCAGCGCAAGAAGCCGCGCAUGCACAGACGCGUGCGUCUUUGGAAGCGCGUAUUGCGCAGCUUGAGUCUAUGGUGGAGAACGAGGCGCGCCAAGCUGCUGCGCCACCGACGCUCUCGAGCCGUUGGCACCAAAUGCUGCGCGGCAGUGAGCCGGCUAUGACGCGUGAUGUGUCUGCGAGUUCGAAGGAUCGUUCUCCUUCGCGGGACAUGGAUGAGCUGCGCGCGCAGCUUGCUAUGGAGCGCGAGCAAAAGGACACGGUCGCCAAGCGUCUGGAAGAUGUGAUGCUCUUGUACCGCUCGGUCGUGGAUCAUCUCGGGCCAUCGAGCGCCUCGGACGAGAGUGGUGCGCGGAUGGAUACGCCCGUGGCGGAUGACGCAGCGCCCUCGGACGAUGCGCUGAUCUUGCGCACGCCGGAUACACUGACGCCCACGACGCCGCAGGUGCCCGAGACGCCGCUUCGACUCACGCGUCUGGAGACGUACUUGGAUGCGAACCAGACGCCGACGCAUCGCAGUGAGCGGCGCACGGCUGUCGAGGCGCGUGUGCGCCUUCUUGAGGUGCAGGUGGAGCAGCACAAGCGGGCGGCCGAGCAAGCUCGUGCGGCGUACGAGCAGUUCAAGGCGCGGCAUGAGGCGGAUAGGGCGAGUACCGCGCAUGAGCGCGAUGUCGUGCAGCUGUGGACGCAGGCGUGGCGCACGUUGUGUGAGCGGCUGCAGCGGCAGCAUGAGUUUUGUAUGCGUGUGCUCGGCAAGGACGAUGGCCGUGAGGAGAUGGAUGGCCUGCUGGACCAGAUCAAGGCGGCGUCUUCCCGCGGUGCUGUGACGCCCACGAGUGCUGCGCGGGAUGACUCUCUGCAGCAAGAAGCGUCGCGGCUGCUGGGCCAGCUGGAAGAGCACAUGGGCGAUAUGGCCGAGGGAUUCGCGCGUGCCGGCUCGAGUGAGCUGGGUGACAAUGUGAUUGCGCAGCUGGAAGACAGGAUCGAGGAUCUGGAGGAGCAGCUGGCGGCGCGGUCGGCGACGUCGGUGCCGGCCGUGGUGCCCAAGCCGUCCGAGUCGGAUGAGAUGAGUGUGUAUGCGCUUGUGCUCGUGCAUGCGCUGCUGCCUGAGGAUGACGUGUUGGCGCGCAGCAUGUCGCUAUCGCUCGAUGCGCUGCGUGCGCUCUUUGCGCCGCCUGAGCCCACGGAGGAUACCCUGUCAGCGGCCCUGCCGCCUGUGCCGGGGCUGCUGGCUGCGCGGGAUCUGCUGGAUGUGACGCCGCGUGCGACGUCGCCGGUGUUGGCCGAGCGUGUCCGGCGCUUGCUGGAUAGUGUGCUACGGGAGGGGACAACGCACCAUGCGGUCGCGACGCUCGCAGCGCAGGUCAUGACGCGCGUCGUCGGUACGCUCGACGCGAGUCAUAUGGUCACGGAGCGAGCGAUGGUGCUGGAAGAGACGGUGCGUGGGUAUACAGAUACGUCGGCGUCCGACGCGCCCUCUAUAGACCUGUGGCCUUAG
Malassezia restricta is the source of this 2982-nucleotide messenger RNA. Its product is annotated as response regulator receiver domain protein. Bases 1 to 2982 code for a protein of 993 amino acids. The transcript has a single exon. Lineage: Eukaryota; Fungi; Basidiomycota; Malasseziomycetes; Malasseziales; Malasseziaceae. The record is from RefSeq and is a predicted model, not a curated record.